GAGAAGACGUAAAAGAUGGAGCUUCACAUUUUAGAGCACAGCCUGAAAGUGGCGAGUAUAGAGAAGGAAGGCAUCCAGAUUUGCACGCACGGAUUAAUCAAACUCGCCUUCCUGGCCUCCAAAACCAGGUGCAAAUUCUUCAGCCUGACAGAAACGCCAGAGGACUACACCAUCAUCGUGGACGAGGAGGGCUUUAAAGAGCUGCCGGAGUCGGAGCACAUCAGCGUCGCCGAGGCCACGUGGCUGGCGCUCAACGUGGUGUCGGGCGGCGGGAACGCGUCCAACUCGCAGCCCAUUGGCGUCACUAAGAUUGCCAAGUCUGUCAUAGCACCAUUGGCCGAUCACAACAUCUCGGUUUUCAUGCUGUCCACAUAUCAGACCGACUUCAUCCUGGUCCGAGAGCGAGACCUGCCCAUGGUCAUGCACACACUGUCUUCGGAGUUCACGUUACUGCGAGUGGUCAACGGAGAGACUGUGGCCGCCCACCAUUUGGGGGUGACCAAUGGCUUCGUCAAGCCUAAACUCGUGCCACGUCCAAUCAUUCACCCACUCUCAAGCCCGAGCAACAUGUUCUGUGUAACCAGUUUGGAUCCGGACACGCUUCCCUCUGUAGCCACCCUGCUAAUGGACGUCAUGUUCUAUUCUGGAGGGUCGAAAGAAUCUGGUGCCUGUGGGGAGGAUUCCAGCCACAUCCGAUUCUUCUCUUUCUCCCUCAUCGAAGGCUAUAUCUCACUGGUCAUGGACGAACAGACGACGCAAAGGUUCCCAAACAACGUUCUGUUUACCAGCGCUUCUGGCGAGCUAUGGAAAAUGGUUCGAAUCGGUGGACAACCUUUAGGAUUCGAUGAGUGUGGCAUUGUGGCUCAGAUUUCAGAACCUCUGGCAACCGCCGACAUUCCAGCGUACUACAUUAGCACGUUCAAGUUCGACCAUGCCUUGGUUCCAGAGGAAAACAUCCAGAGCGUGAUCGGAGCGCUCAGAACCGAGAGCGCCCUGGCAUAG
Molecule: messenger RNA, 1002 nt
Organism: Nerophis lumbriciformis (worm pipefish)
Lineage: Eukaryota; Metazoa; Chordata; Actinopteri; Syngnathiformes; Syngnathidae
Source: RefSeq, a predicted model, not a curated record